UCUCGACCCGAAACGUCACCCGUUCCUUCUCUCCAGGGAUGCUGCCUGUCCCGCUGAGUUACUCCAGCAUUUUGUGUGUCUCUUUCGUAUUUACUUUGAUCUGCGUUGCGGUAUUAUUUUUUCUAAAAAAAAAGUUAUGUAACAUGGUUGGAUUAACACCACUCACAAAGAAACCUGAAAAUGAACGGCGUGAAUGGGAGUUGAGGCUGGAAAGCCCCCGUGAAAAUGCCCCCGACAGGGGUGGAGACAACUGGUUUCCUAUAAAUGUCUCUCUGUCCGAAGGCAGCAGAACAACGCAGCUGUCGAGUUAUUGUUGUUUCAGAGCAAGAAAAGGAUUCCUUUCCAGACUGUGAAAGUCAUUGACAUUUAUUAAAGGGCGAUACUGGCGAGAGAUCUGGCCGAAAUGAUGUGUUCACGCGCCCUGUUUUGUUGCAUUGUAUUACUGUUUCAGUGUUGUCAACUUGUCUCGAGCAGUAACUGCAACCCUGAAAACCAAUACGCAAAAUUUGGCAAGUGCUGCCAGAAGUGUUCGCCUGGCAUGUACGUGAGCAGUGAAUGCACACAGGACAAGGACACGGAAUGCCAGCACUGUGGUCCUGAUCGUUACCAGUCCCAGUGGAACACAUUGCACCACUGCCAGAUGCACAAAAUCUGCACCAGUAAUGGAGGAUUUGUGGUGGAAAAGAUUGGCACCAGUACCAGUGAUACAGUCUGUCAGUGCCAGGUUGGGAAGCACUGUGUCAAUAAGGACUGUGAGAUCUGUGAAGUGAACAGAGUGUGUGAACCUGGCUACGGAGUUGUGCGCAGAGCAGAGAGUGGAAAUUUCACGGUCCCCGUGUGCGAGAUGUGUGAGGCUGGAUAUUACUCGAAUGUAUCUUCUAACCUGGAACCCUGCAGGAAAUGGAACGACUGUGGUUCACUCCAGAUGCUGGUGAAUGGAACAACAACAAAAGAUGUGGAAUGUGGGACACUGGAAACUCCAUCCAAAGUGGUCUUAGUUGUGAUCAUUGCACUCCUCAGUACAGUACUUACUGCCAUCGUACUAUCCUUCGCUAUUUACUCUGCACACAAUCAAGAGAAUCGGACCAAGAUACGGGGCAUUAUUACCAGGCUGGUGAAGUGCAGCAGCGAAAUUCAAUAUCCGGUCCAGGAGCUGACGGAGAAUGGGAAUAUAGUGACCACAGCUGGGGAGGAUGACAAGAGCCCGGAUGUGAUGACUGAGCUUCUGCCGGUGUAGACUGCUGCUGGAGGGAGGACUAUUGACGGCUGCAGCAGAGAUGGACAUGGCUGUGGGGUCUCUGUGAUUGCUGUGGCUUUCUCCGUCUUGCCCCGCAGCUGUGAAGUUAUUAACCGUGACAUGUUAAUGCUGACCCAGUGACAUUCAGCCCUGGGCUGCGUCUGGUCACAGUGCGAUGUCAUGCAUCAGCGGGCCCGGUGAGGGAGCACAUAGACGGCUGUUUCACUUGCAACGCCUGGACUUAUCUUUGCUUUUAUGUGUGGAGGCGAUAACUUGCCAGAUCCAAGAUGUUUGCUCCAGAGGAACAUUCCACUUCACCUUUAUUUGCUGACGUUCCUUAGCAACCCUCCAGCCUGCUUCGAGGCAACUAAGUGUGGAUGGAGGAGCAACAGAAUUACUUCUGCAGAGAUUGCAUGUGGAAAUAAUCCUGUGGGCGCACGAUUGGACUUGCAGGCAGCUUUCAUUUCCCUCCCAUUAGUUUCCUGCCCUUCCCUGCGCCCUCUUUCCCCUUCAAGUUCCAACCCCCUAUCUCCAUUCACUGUGUAUUCCACUAGUGGUUCAUGCUGUCCUGUGUAUAUAUAUAUAUUUUUUUAUCAAUGUAAAGUUUAUAAUAAAUGUAAAAUGUUAGAGACUCACGUGAUGUAAUUGGUUGGUUUAACACAAGCAUGUGGGGCUGGGUUUCAUGUUUGUUACUGCACAGUGGCGCAGCAGUAGAGUUACUGCCUUGCAGCGCCAGAGACCCAGGUUUGAUCCUGACCAUGGGCCUACCUUUUCCUGUGAUCGUGUGGGUUUUCUCCAGGUGUUCCAGUUUCCUCCCAUACUCCAAAGACGGGCAGGUUUGCAGCUAAAUUAGCUGCGGUAAAAAUGGUAAAUUGUCCCUCGUGGGUGUAGGAUAGUGCUAGUGUAAGGGGUGGUCGCUGGUCACCGCGGACCCGGUGGGCCAAAGGGCCUGUUUCCCGCACUGUAUCUCCAAACUAAACUAACGGAGACUCUGUGAAACUGACUGAUCCCAUUCAAAUGUAUA
Messenger RNA from Leucoraja erinaceus (little skate), 2261 nucleotides. Its product is annotated as tumor necrosis factor receptor superfamily member 5-like. Gene Ontology annotation, biological process: inflammatory response; defense response to virus; cellular response to interleukin-1. The record is from RefSeq and is a predicted model, not a curated record. Gene Ontology annotation, cellular component: CD40 receptor complex; external side of plasma membrane. The transcript is spliced from 9 exons. Gene Ontology annotation, molecular function: protein binding; antigen binding. Lineage: Eukaryota; Metazoa; Chordata; Chondrichthyes; Rajiformes; Rajidae. The coding region runs from base 404 to 1237 and encodes 277 amino acids.